Messenger RNA from Aspergillus luchuensis, 732 nucleotides. Its product is annotated as PaaI family thioesterase. The record is from RefSeq and is a predicted model, not a curated record. The transcript has a single exon. Lineage: Eukaryota; Fungi; Ascomycota; Eurotiomycetes; Eurotiales; Aspergillaceae. Bases 1 to 732 code for a protein of 243 amino acids.
AUGUCCUCUUCAAUCCUCGACACCCCCGACCCCGCCUCCUUAUCCCCCUUCCUCAAUGCCACCUCCCCAUCUCUCCGAUCUCUCCUCCACCACCCAGACUACCUCCCCGUCCGCACCUAUUCGCGCAUUCCUAAACCCUCCACCGGCGAGGAUGGCUACUUCGCCAACACCUUAGCCACCGCCCGCACUAUCCCCCACGUCCUGACACUCCGUCGACGUCCGCACCUCCUCUCUCUUCUCCCCAACUCCCCGCCCACCUGGCCCGCUCCCACCGGCGCCCCGACUCCAAUAGAAGACCCCGAUUUAAUCCUCAUCCUCGACAUUGCUGCCCCCGGUGUCUCGGGCCAUCCGUCCACUGCUCAUGGCGGAGUCCUGGCUACGUCUCUCGACGAGGCCAUGUCCUAUGCUGUGGCACUGUAUGCGCCGGAGACGGGCCCGAAGCUGGUAGAGGACGAGCAGCCGGAUGGCCCGCAUGUCCCGCCUACGCCGCGCGGAAUGCUCUAUACUGCCCAAUUGGACAUUCGCUACAAGAGUCCCGUUGCUGCGCCGGGGUAUCUGGUCGUUCGGACUAAGGUCCUCGCUCGUGUGGGUCGCAAGUUCUGGGUGCGCGCGCAGGCCUUCCAGCCUCAGGAUACAGAAGGUGCUGUUACCUCUCCCAAGGCAGAGGGCGAACCAAUGCGCCUUACCACGGAUGCGAUGGCGUUCUGGAUGCAGACAGGACCGUCGCUCUAA